CUUUUUUUUAUGGCAACAUUCCCCUUAAUUUUCUUCAACUGCUCUUUUUCCUUCCUCACCCUCAUCGCAGACGAAGUUUGGAGUCAAUGAGUUCUUACCUGUCGCAAAACGAACAGCAACAGCCAACAUCUGGUGUUUUACUUAUUCGGGUAUGCGAGGCGAGAGGAAUAACUCUACCACCCCUUAUUCAACUACCAGAGUCGGUUUUAGCAGGAGCUUCAUUACCAAUCGUUCAACGCAAUAAACGUGAAUCCUUUCAAAAAAAGCUACAAACAUGGUGGCUACCAUAUAUUGUAUUGGAAUUUGACAAGAACGAAAUACUUAUAGACGCCAUAGGCGGCGAUGUAUUCAAUCCUAUUUACAACUACAGAGCAACAUUUGAUGUUUCAUGUUAUUCGAAAGUAUCCAUGUCUAUUUAUAUCAGGCAACAGCAAAAUCAACAACAGCAGACAUCACAAGGAAAUGGUAGUAACAAUGAUAUUUUCCUUGGCAGCAUCAAAAUACAGCCCGACUUUUCGUCCAUUAGUCUCGAGGAACAACUCUUCAACAUCGUGGGAGGUACAGGAGCCAUGUACUUACAGCUCUGCUAUACACCACAACAACACCGAACCAUAUCUUUUGACUCUUUUGACCUUCUACGCGUGAUCGGUCGAGGCAGUUUUGGGAAAGUGUAUGUGGUGCGUAAAAAGGAUACCAAUCGUAUCUAUGCUAUGAAAGUGUUGCGCAAAUCCAAGAUUAUCUCGAGAUCAGAAGUAACUCAUACAAUGGCUGAGAAAACCGUGUUAGCAAAAGUCAGAAACCCAUUUAUUGUUCCCUUGAAAUUUGCUUUCCAAAGCCCAGAUAAAUUGUAUCUAGUACUGGCUUUUAUUAACGGUGGUGAGUUGUUCCAUCAUUUACAAGUAGAGGGCCGAUUUAAUGAAGAACGAGCAAGAUUUUAUACAGCGGAACUGUUUUGUGCUUUGCAAUGCUUACAUGGAUUCAACGUUGUGUAUAGAGACCUGAAACCAGAGAAUAUUUUGAUCGAUUACAACGGACAUAUUGCUUUGUGUGAUUUUGGAUUAUGUAAAUUACUUACGGCAACAGAACGAACAAACACAUUCUGUGGUACACCAGAGUAUUUAGCUCCAGAAUUGUUAAUUGGAGAAGGUUAUACGAAAGCCGUUGAUUGGUGGACUUUGGGUGUCUUAUUAUAUGAAAUGAUAACUGGAUUGCCACCAUUUUACGAUGAGAAUACGAAUGAAAUGUACCGAAAAAUAUUGCAAGACCCUUUAAGGUUCCCUGAUGAUGUGUCAGAACCAGCGCGAGAUCUUUUGACACGACUGCUGAACCGUGAUCCCGAUUCACGUCUAGGUUAUAAAAGUACAGAUGAGAUCAGAAAUCAUCCAUUUUUUGCAAGUAUCGAUUGGACAAAACUAAUGAAAAAACAGUUACAGCCACCAUUUAAACCCUCAGUUGAAAGCAUAUAUGAUACAACAAAUUUCGACGAAGAGUUUACAUCAGAACAACCUGUAGAAUCGGUCAAUGCUGACGGAGACUCGCACUUAUCAAAGACAAUGCAAGACCAAUUUAAAGGGUUCACAUUUAAUGCAGAAGGAAUCAUGACCGACAGCUAUAAUAGUUACCAGCAAGCAUCAAAUCUCACAACAUCCUUUACAAACUAGUCCGUGUGCAUUAAAUUAUAAGUUCUUCAUUUAUACGUUGUUUUGAAAGCAGUAUGUUAUUAUUCUUUCUUAUUCUAUUUAUUGAAUUAUGUGGAUAAUUAUCGUAGAUAUACUCAAUUUACGUCAUGAACCAAUAAUUCCCCUCUCUAAAAUAAAGCUGAACAAAACAAUUCGGAAAGCAAAAAGGUCCAAAAGUGAUUUUAACUACCAUCUUAGCAUGUAUUUAAAAUAUAAAUAUAAAUAUUUUAG
Messenger RNA from Mycotypha africana, 1910 nucleotides. RefSeq names its product kinase-like domain-containing protein. Gene Ontology annotation, molecular function: protein serine/threonine kinase activity; ATP binding. Gene Ontology annotation, biological process: protein phosphorylation. Lineage: Eukaryota; Fungi; Mucoromycota; Mucoromycetes; Mucorales; Mycotyphaceae. The transcript has 5 exons. The record is from RefSeq and is a predicted model, not a curated record. The coding region runs from base 87 to 1661 and encodes 524 amino acids.